Podarcis muralis (Common wall lizard) is the source of this 2389-nucleotide messenger RNA. NCBI's taxonomy places the organism in Eukaryota, Metazoa, Chordata, Lepidosauria, Squamata, Lacertidae. The record is from RefSeq and is a predicted model, not a curated record.
CGUUGCGUAGAGUGCGGGGAGGCGGGACUGGUGCUUGCUGCUGCUGCUGCUGCUGCUCUGGCUUAAGGGAGGGUGGAGAGCUGCUGCGGCUGAGGACAGGCAGCAUGCAGAGGAUCAAAGUAAAGACAGCUAGCUACCAGUCCUAUCUGGAAGAAAGGCCAGUGGCUUUGUGGACGAUGCGGGCAGAUUGUGUUUUGACACUUCAAGAUGAGCCGUUUCCUGAAUGUACUCCGUAGCUGGCUAGUUAUGGUGUCCAUUAUUGCCAUGGGGAACACAGUGCAAAGCUUCAGAGAUCACAGUUUCCUCUCUGAGAAACUAUACACUGGCAAACCAAGCCUCGUAAAUGGCCUCCAGGCUCGGACCUUUGGCAUUUGGACCUUACUCUCCUCUGUAAUUCGCUGCUACUGUGCCAUUGAUAUCCGCAACAAGACCCUCUAUAACAUCACACUUUUGACCUUCUUCCUUGCCCUCGGCCACUUCCUCUCUGAAGUGUUUAUUUAUGGCACAGCAGCUGCAACAAUCGGUGUCUUGGCACCCCUAAUGGUGGCAAGUUUCUCCAUCCUGGGUAUGUUGAUUGGACUGCAAUAUCUUGAAGUAGAAGCAACAUCGCAGCUCAAGAAACGGAACUGAAGUUACGGAUCCCCUAUCAGCCCCCCAGCCAUCGUCCAGUGUCUACUACCACAUUGCCUCCUUGACUUUCCCUCCUCAUCCCGUACCCUGCAAGUGGUCAGAUCGUUCUUGGGACUUGAGUCAUCCUUUCUUUUGUUCGCAGUUGAUUUUGAUCUGAACAGGCAGUACUUGACCUGCGACCAGUGGCAGACGCGGAGCCCUGAAGAGCUGUUCUAAACUGGGUGUGGGUUUCCCUGGUGGAGGGCGCCUUCCUGCAAUGCAGGGGGUUGGACUAGAUGACCCUUGGGGAUCCCUUCCAACUCUAUGAUUCUUAACGCAUCCUCCGUUCUGGUGGUGGGAAGGGAAGAGAGGGCUAUAGAUAUCUUGCCCCCAUCACCUUUGCAGGGGAGGGGAAAUGUAGUGCUGCCCAAAAUCCAGUGGAGACUGGUAUUGCGGGAAGAGGCCAAACCAAAGUUAUCAUGGCACAUAGUAGCUGUGUGUUUGUCCAUAAGCAUGGUUUUUCAAUAAACAGGCAAAAAUUGUGCAGAACUGCAGCUUCUUUUUAUCUGGUAGGGAAAAGGAGAGAGAUCAGAUUUUCUGUCUGUUUUGUCUGCCUGUCUGUCUGUCUCACUCCUUAGCAAGAGGUAACAUGACUUUUUGUAUUUUUCAUUUUAGGUUCUGGGGAAUCUGCUUUGGCAAUUUCCCCUCUAACAUAACAGGCUGUCGUUCUAGAUAACGUCUCCCUGUUCCCCUCACCUGUCCUCUCAUUCCUUCCUAAGGUAGCUGUGUACUUCCUUCAAGUCUCCAUUUGGCACACUAAAUUCAAGCGUAAGCAGGCGACAUCUGUAUAGUACUGUUCUUGACUGCCUUAUGAGAAGAGCUAGACCAAACCUCAGGCUUCGAAAAGAAGCUUGGCAUAGCAAGCUAGUUUUAAAAAAAAAUUACUAUUGCAUAGUUUUUGGGUGAUAGAAGUAGGAGCCAUGUAGAACAGAUGACUUGAAGAGACAAGUAGAGAGAUUGGAUUCUCACUGCUGCUACAAAAAAAAAAGCCAGGUCACCUCCUCCUAAAAUGUUGUCUUAUUAACUGGAAUGCCUGCUGCGGAAGUCACAAAGAUGAGGACACAUACGCCUCUCUUUACUAGAGUACAGCAUAUACGUGGAGAGAGUGCUGUUGUGCCCAAAUCCUGCUUGUGGGUUUCACACGGGCGACUGGUUGGCCACUGUGAGAACAGGAUGCUGGACUAGAUGGGCCACUGGCCUGAUCCAGCAGGCUCUUCUUUACGUUCUUAUAGGUUUGUUAUAGGUUAGUGCUGGGCCGGCCCAACCUAGAGACAAACUAGGCAAUGGCCCGGAGUGCCAAAAUUCCAGGAGCAUCUGCCUCAGCUAUGCAAAUGCCUUGGAGAGACACUUGUGAAAGAGAUGCCCAGAGGCAUCUGACCCCUUCACAGGCUGAGUGAUAUCCCCUGCAUUCUAGGUAUCUUAGGAUGGUGAGAUACUAACCUAUUUAAUCAAAGGGUCAGGCCCGUUUUCAUUUUGGUGCUGAACAGAUCUUUGUAAGUUAAGUUGUCCUUUCAAUCGGGGUGGUGAACAAAUGCUAAAGGGUAGAUUUUCCCUUUUUUUAAAGUGCAUGCUAACAGGUGAAAUUGGGAUUCUGAUCUUGUUGGUAAUGGUGCUCAAUAUUUAGUCCAGCUGCUCAGUAUUUAGUCCAGCUGAAGUAAUUUGCAAUGCAAAUAAGUAUACUAAGCUACUGAAACUGAAAAUAAAAAUUGGGAAAUAGUAA